CAUCAUCGAUAAUGUGUUAACAAAUAAAUAAAUCAAAUGAGAUAUAACUUCAAUUAUUCCCUCGAAGAAGACUCACAGAAAGAGCAUGAGAGAGUAACUUGGAGUAAAACACUACUACUUUAAGUCUUGUUUAGCAUUUUCAGAAGCUAACAUUUCAGUCCAGAAUCAUAGCAAAGGCAUGUCCUUUCACUUCUUCACCAAUUCCUUCUUGCACUCCUCAAUCUUUAACCAUUAGUCAUUUGUUGUCAAAAUGUUUUCUUUUUUUGAAUAAAACACACACAAAGUGAAGUUUUCUUUGCCCCUUUUCGUUGUUAAUUACAGCAAAGCUCAUUACAUGUUAAUAAGUUGACCACCAGCAAAGCUGUGUCUAUGUCUUUGUAUGGGACUCAUUAUUCUCUCCAAAUUUAGGUUCUGAAGAUACUUUUAACUCUUUGAUGAAACCUGGCACUUGACAGUCAGCUCUUUUUAUUGAGUCUAGUAAAAGUAAAUGCUGGCUGACCCUAUUGCUUGUUUCAAGCAUUAAAAACCCCAGAUGACAAAUCCCAUCAGUUGAUUUUUUUCUCAUUAAAGGCUCAACCUUUUAGUAGUACUGUCAUGGUGUCAUAUCAUAUCUCUUAUAACUAAGAGAGCUUUGUGGGUUUUGUUGCCUGACAGUAGAGAAGAUGGGGAGGGUACCUUGUUGUGAUAAAGAUGAAGUAAAGAAAGGACCUUGGACUCCUGAAGAAGACCAACUCUUGGUUCAGUACAUUCAAAAACAUGGUCUUGGUUGCUGGCGUAGCCUCCCUAAGAACGCAGGCCUCCUUCGAUGUGGGAAGAGCUGUCGGCUUCGGUGGACUAACUAUCUACGCCCUGACAUUAAACGUGGUCCCUUCUCUCCUGCAGAAGAGGCUACUAUUGUUCAUCUUCAUGGCAUGCUCGGUAACAAGUGGGCAUACAUGGCAUCUCAAUUACCAGGAAGAACAGACAAUGAGAUAAAAAACUUCUGGAACACCCACCUGAAGAAGCGCCUAACUUCUAUUGGUCCAAAGUUGCAGAUCAACCAGUCAUCCUCCUCUUCUGAACCUAUCAAUAUCAAGUGUAAAUCUCCUUCAGCACGCCACAUGGUACAAUGGGAGAGUGCUAGAGUUGAGGCUGAGGCCCGUUUGUCAAAGCAGUCAUUGCUUAUUAAACCAAUAUCAACAGCUAAGAGCCGUCCUGAUAUCUUUCUCCAAUUAUGGAAAUCUGAAGUUGGAGAAACAUUUCGCAUUAUUGAGGAAAAAGAUGGAAAAACAUGUGAAAGUCUUGUAUCUGACACACCUCCAUCGAUCAAAAAUGAAUCUGUUUUCCUCGACGACAUGGUUUCACCAAAGCCUUCCAAAACAACUACCUUCAUUGACACCACGCAGGAACAAGAAGAUACUUGCAAGCCAAAUGAAGAUGUGAUGACUGUUUCAGAUUCCAUUGGUUCCAAUGAAUUUGCUGAUUCUACAGAUACAGCAUUGAAACUACUGUUAGAUUUCCCAGGAGGCAAUGAUAUGGAAUUCAUUGGGGAAGAAUCAGAGUUUUUUCAACUUCCUUGAUUUUAGCUGCGACUGAAACUGCUUCUCGCCUUUUGCAUACUGUGGUGUCACUCAAAGGAGAUGAUGGUGAUUUUUGGGCACCUCUCUUCUAGCCUCUUGAUUUCUGGUAUAUAGGCUAUCUAGUUUACCAAGUUGGUUGACAAUUCUCUGCUUGAUCUCUGAAAAAGUAGAGGCAAUAGAGGUGACCGUGUUUCUAGUUUUCAUCUCUGUGCCCUCCUUCCAGAAUUUAAGUAGGGGUCCAAUGCAAAACAAUGUUGGAUGGAAGAAUAGUUUUUGAGGUCUAAAGUUCUUCAAAGGAGUACCGGAGAAUGUUUUUCUCUGCUCUGCCACACUACCAAGUGAUCCUGAUAGUUCUAUGGUGAACAUGAAGGGUGUUUUUUUUUUGUAUAUAGAACAACAUAUUAGCUUAAAUAUAAGUUUUAUUUCUAGUUUUCA
Messenger RNA from Populus nigra (black poplar), 1994 nucleotides. Its product is annotated as transcription factor MYB17-like. The record is from RefSeq and is a predicted model, not a curated record. The coding region runs from base 663 to 1559 and encodes 298 amino acids. NCBI's taxonomy places the organism in Eukaryota, Viridiplantae, Streptophyta, Magnoliopsida, Malpighiales, Salicaceae. The transcript has 3 exons.